Dermatophagoides pteronyssinus (European house dust mite) is the source of this 773-nucleotide messenger RNA. RefSeq names its product nucleoprotein TPR-like. Gene Ontology annotation, molecular function: structural constituent of nuclear pore. Gene Ontology annotation, biological process: mRNA export from nucleus; regulation of mitotic spindle assembly; protein import into nucleus. Lineage: Eukaryota; Metazoa; Arthropoda; Arachnida; Sarcoptiformes; Pyroglyphidae. Gene Ontology annotation, cellular component: nuclear pore. The record is from RefSeq and is a predicted model, not a curated record.
GAAGAAGAAGAAAAUGAUGGAAACAAAAUUGAAGUUAUUGAUUUGGAUAGUGAUGAUGAUGAUGAUGAUCAGCAGCAACAACAACAAACCAAACAAUCGAUUGUUGAAAAUAAUGGCGGAAUAUCGGAAGUUAGUUCAUCACAUCCAGGUUCAUCAUCAUUAUCAACAACGACAACAACAUCUGCCAAUAAUAAUUUUGCUACAGCAGCAACUACGACAACAACAAUGGCUGCUGAUGAUAGUAAUGAUAUGCCAACAACUUAUGGAAUAAAUCAACCAACAUGUUCGGUUGCUGAUGGAUCAUCAUCGAAUUUGAAUAUUGUAAAAGGAUCACAACCACAAUCAUCAAUGGCUAAAACUUCUGAAGCAAUGAUUACAUCUCAAAGUUCAUCAUCGAUUACUGCCAUGGAUCAUUUGCCACAACAUCAUCAACAACAACAAUCAACGGAAUCGAUUACUCCAUCAUCAUCGACUGCAUCAUUAUCAUCAUCAUCGCAACAGCAAUCAUCACAACAACAGCAUCCACGAAUUCAACGAAAACCUGUAUUAUGGACGGAUAAUCCACAAAGAUUGCAACAACAAGCAUCAAAUCGUGGUCAAAUUAUGCAGCAUGGUCAUCGAAUGCGAAAUCCACAUCAACAACAACAACAACGUCAACAAAUGCAUCAGCAGCCACCUGAACAGCAAAAUAUUCGUGGAUUACCGAGACCACCACGUCGUGGUAUUAAUCGUAAUCGAAGAAAUUUUCGAUUUCAAUAAAUUUGAUUGAUUGA